Messenger RNA from Porites lobata, 11238 nucleotides. The record is from the annotation of a GenBank genome assembly. NCBI's taxonomy places the organism in Eukaryota, Metazoa, Cnidaria, Anthozoa, Scleractinia, Poritidae.
AUGGCCGAAAUGACGAAGGAAGGAGCGAAACUCCAUCCGUUGGUUAUAUUUUACGAUAGCGAAGCUGCUCACGGAAAUGUCUACCGUGGAGAUAUCAUUGAAAUUGCCGCCAGAUGCCACCCUGAUGUAGUGAAAGGUUCAUUUCAAACUCUGAUAAACACAAAUCAGCCCUUGUGCGCUUUCGGUAAGUGAACUCCCUGGAUAAAAUUCAUCGCUGUGCGUUGUUGAAAAUCUACGCUGUCAGCAAGUUUUUGGCUGUUUUUAUUACUGCGCAAUUGCUUAAGAGGAAGAGCUUUAUCCUUCUACUGCUUACUGCAAUUUUGGCGUCUAAGGGUUUAUUUAAGCUUGGAAAAGCUCUAAUGUUCGGAAAAACCGAAAGUGUACUGGCGGUAAGCUUAAAAUCAGUUAUACACGGCCUCGUAAUUGUGUGUAUAGCGUGGCAGUGGUACAGAAACGGAAGUCAUGCGAAGAAAGUGCAACGAAGAGCCAAAUUAUUGUUCCUUCCUUUUUAUCUGCUCCUAAACACCAUCUUGUCCUGAAUUCUGAGUCGUUCAGCAGAAAGAACGUCAUAAAACGUCCAAACUGCGUAAAAUUCUUCUGAACGUUUGACGACGCUAUGCGCUUGCAUGCGGUUUGUUGGCAUUUCCGGCAUGUAAAUUAUUAUAAACGUUCCGUUUUGUUCACGCUGAGUGAAUUUCAUGUUACUGAAUUCACAUCGUUUAGAAGGACGCUGACAGGUUUUUUAAAAUUAUUAUUAAGGAAUGGUAAAUACAUUUGAGAAUUUUGAACCUAAAAACGUCCAAAAUCGAUUAAAACUGAGGAAAGUUAUGCAAUCAAUGUCGUGACUCAAAACUAAACAUGAGAAAGUUUACUGUUUAAGACUUAAGCUUACAAUUUCAAAUUAUGUGGAAUGGGGUGUAAAGGAUAUCUUAAGGUAUGUCCAUUCAAUGAAAGCCAAAAACGAAAUUUCCUUUAAAAAUUAAUGUCGUUUGUUUCUGCCAAAUGCCCGGCCAAUCAUAAAUUUUAAUUGAAUUAUACUAGUACAAUGUAAUGUGGGGAAAGUUGCCUUGUAACGAAAAAAGCCUUUGGCAGCUUUCAUUUUGAACCAAGAAGCUGAAAAAAUAUUUGCAGUUUAAAAUUCCUGCACAUAUAUUUAGCCUUUAUAAUAGGUUGAUUCCUGGGGAUUAUAUUCCUUUAUAGAAAGUUACUUUGAAGAAAGUUCUGGAAGCAUCUUUUACUGUUGUUACUUAAUAUUCUACUAAACUGCUACUAACUUAACAAUAUACACAGCAAAUUCUCUCUUUAAGCUUGCAAAUCAAUAUUGUAAAGUUGUUGAAUUACUGUAUUUCCAAGCAUGGGUUGGUUGUUGAAAGAGUUUUUCUGGAAAUGUCCCAAGUAAUUAACAUAGUUGAGUUCCUAUUUCUAGCUAAGCUGCUUGCCAUAAAUACAUUAAUACUAUAAAAAGCUUCAUGCAUUAAUAAAAGUGUUCUUUGUUAGUAACAUCUCUGUAUUAAAAGAAACUAAGUAGGAAUUCAGGGCUGUCAAUAAUAUUUAAAGUUGCCCGGUAUAUGAAAUUAGUAGGCAGGGAUAUUGAGCAGCUGGGAAGUUCUAUUUUUCUUGCUCCCAACAUUAAGAAAAUAGCAGGCAAAUACUGUCAAAAAAAAUUAAAUUUGAACUUGACAUGAAAUUAAUAAUUAUUAUUUUUUGUGGGGAUAAAAUAAACAGUGAAUAGCAAGUAAAGGGAAAGUGUUGGUCACAUGGUACAAAUUGACAUUCACUGUUUGCUGUAAAUGUGAUUCUAAAUCUCUUUAACCCUUUAAGUCCCAAUAUCCACAUACAAAUUCUCCAAACUGAUCUUGAUAUAUUUCCUUAAAGAAUGAGUUUAGAGAAUUUGAUAAAAGAUCAAAGCAUUUUCUCUUAAGUGAUCAUUUUAUUAAUUCUCACAGCCUAAUCUCUUGACAAUCUAUGAAUAUCGUUAGGAGAAAAUUGAUGUUGGUCACUAUUUUGAAUUAAAGGGUUAAUGUUAUUCCAUUUAGUUAUGUACCAGAAGAACAAUGUCUUUUCAACUGAUGGUGUGAAUAGGUAUUUUAUUACUGUAUAGUUUCAUACGACACAACUGGUUUAGUGCUCUUCAGAUAAAAUAGCAUAAUGGUAGAUUACAACAGUAUGUACUGAUUAAAAUUACUUGUCUUUUGUUAUUUUUAAAAACGUUACAGCAACAAAAGAAUGUGCUAUUUCAAAAGAAGACCUCAAGGACCAGCCCUUUUUCCAAGAUGUACUAAACGAAUUUCUUUUUUGGAUUGAUGAUAUGGUUAAACUAGCAAAAAAGAAACAUGGCAAGUCAUUUGUACCAGGUAAGAUGCCAGUUUACAGGACUGUAAUAUACAGUAGUAUUAUCAACAAAAUCUUUUCAUUUCCUUUAGGAGGUUCUUUGUGUACUUGUUACUUGUUUACCAUUUAUAUGGGCAAACUGGUCGGUUCUCAGUUUGGGCAAAGGGUAAACAAAACUUAGGGCAUCUAAUCCUGAAAUUGCAUUUUAAUCUUUUAAAAUCUUCUCAAAUUAAAUGCGUUUCAUUGAUUAAAAAAAUGGCCACAAGAUCCAGGGGCUCAUUCUCAACAGUCGUGAUAAUUUCUUGGGCCCAUGAAAAAUCAAAUGUUCAAAUCAAAAUCUAAAGAAUAACAGUGUCAGUCCUAUCUAACAAACCAGGCCAUUUUGUUUUGUUAACUGAUAGUUUAUGAAAUAAUAAUAAAUAAUUAUUAUUAUAAUAAUUGCCAAGCUUUUGAAACCUCGAUGUUGAUUGUAAACAACAUCAGCUUUCUGGGCACAUAUCAGGACUUUCAAGAAAUGGGUCCCUUAACUAGUUUCAAAGAUGACGUUUGACAAGAGGAAAAUGAAUAUCCAUUUGCAACAUCCUGACCAAGCAAACAAUACAAACUUAAUGCAAACAUCCCGUUACUCCUUGAAUUUUCCAGGGGAACAACCUGAAAAAGAUUGUGUUCCAUUUGCUUUCCAACAUAGACUAUCAAUACCCUGGCUCUUAAUGUCAGCCCUUACAACGUACAUGUAGCUCCCCCUGCUUUUUUGAUAUUACAAACAUCAAACCCAAGAGAAAGGUUUCUUUCAAAUUUUGUCUUAUUCAGGUGCAUAUGUAUGUAUAUCUAGUUAAGGAAGUCUAUUGUAAUACUUCCAAUUUACAUAUUUUUUUUCUUAAUUCAUAAAAAAUUAUUUUCUUGCAGUCUUAUGUGCACACCAUGGAUAUCAGUUUGACUUUUUAAUUUUGUUGAGUAACAUGGAGAGAUCUGGAAUACAUCACACCAUUCUCUCACAGCACAAUGUUCAUUUUGCAGAUAGCUUGUUAUUCUGCAGUGAGGUUGGUAAACUUGGAAUAUUGUAAUACAUUACAUGUAUUGUUGCAAACAUUUAUCUGUAUACCUUGUUUUUUGAUUAACCCUCAAAUAAGCAUUCCUUAUCAUCAUCGCCAUCAUCAUCACUAUCAUUAUCAUCAUCAUCAUUGUCAUCUCAUUAGGCAAGCAUGGCCUUAAGGAGACUUUUCACAAAUUACGGCUAUGUCACGGGUUUUCUCCCAACUGUUCCAAUAGAGAUUCAUGGACCUCUCUUCCCCUGCUAUUCUACAUGAAAAUCAUGUUAUCCUGGGCCUGCCUACAUAUGUCCUACCAAAUGCAAGCCACAUGAACACCUUCUAAAAUCUUCACUCAGUUGUAACAUCAAUAUGUUUCCUUUCCUCCUCUACCUCCUCUUGUUCACUUUUUUACUGACACAGAGUUUGGUUAUUCUCUCAUGGUUGCCAUGGGUUAGGAAAUGUUCAGGGUAGAAAAAAUUUCUCGAAAGUCUCCAAGUCAGGGAAAAUUUAAUACUUUGAAAGAAGUCAGAAAAAAGUGAAAUUUUUUUCCAACUUGGCAUGUGCUAAAAGCAUGGUUCGAGUUAGCAAGGGUUUGAGUUAUGGAGAUUUAAUUGUACAUUUUACGGACAUGAAUUAUGUUGUAUGUCUAGUAGAGUAUUGUUCACAAAAUUGAACAACACACUGCUGUUAGAUUUUCAAGAAAAUCAAUCCUUUUUGCACAUUAUGUUAAGGAACUAUCAAUUCAUGUGCACUGCGCACUCUUGCUGAAAGCAUAAAUAAAUGGGUGGAGGGGAUGGCUGUGAGGGGAGCGUUUGAGUCCUUUAUCAGAUUAAUAUGUGCAAUUGUUUAUUCAAUUGGUCAGGGAAGUUUUACAUUUUUCCGAAAAAUGUUUUUGUGGUAACCAUGUGACUGUUACAUUUAUUUGAGAUAAGUCAGGUCCCAUAUCUUUGGCAUAACAGCUGUGCAUACCAGAAUUUAAUCCAGGGUAAGGGCUGCUGGGUGGAAUAUGUAUUAAGUGAUUUGAAUUUUUGUUUUGUUUCAUCACUUGUGGAUCACACAAAAUUAUUAAUAAACUAGAUAAUAUACACGUAUGGGCAGGAGAUCUGAAAUGGGUUGAUCACUCAAAUUGUUAUGUAUUAGCAGAGCUCGCACAAAGCAUGAAGCACCAUGGGUAAGAAAAAUUGGUUGGCUAUACAUCCAAGAAAUUUUGUUUCUGAGAAAAUCCUACAUACAUCCACCCCUUCAUGUAAGCUGGGGUGAAAUUUCACAUUUCAAGCACCUGCACGUUUCAGCAGUAAAUCACAUGUCCACCCUGGGCUUUUAGAGAGAAAAAAAAAACAACAACAAAGCCGGGUCUUUCUUUCAACUAAAUUUUAAUGUCUACGCUGAGGUGGAUAACAGAGAAAGAGCUAGAGCAGUGAGAUACAAAGAAAGAAAAACAUGGAAGAAAAACAUGGAAAUUUUAUAGUGGUGGUGAGAAGAUGAGAAAUGCAAGUGGCUCCCUAGAUGAAAAUGAGUGGCAGUGAAAAAAAAAGCAAACAGUACACAUAUGACAUUUCCUCCAUAAAACGGGUAACUAGGAAGUUUCUGGAACUGGAAGUGUCACUUUGUAGUCAUGUAAAACAAUGGCAAAUGUACAGAAAAGAAUGCUUCCACAUGCAAAGUUGUUUUUUUUCUGCAAAUUAGACCUAAUGAUAUUUUUUGCCAUUGCUUUCAUCACUUAGCAUUACUCAGUAAACUGUAAAUAUUAAAGAGAGUUUCACUUUUAGCCCAGGCUACAGUAAAUCUAUAUACUUAGAUGAGACAUGCAUGAGCAGGAGAUCUGUACAAUGGGAGUAUUUUAUGGCACAGGCAAAAUGAAACAAUUAGUCAAGAUCUGUAUCAAAGUUAAUGAAGGUGUACCUGACUGAUAGUUAAUUCUUUUAUGAUUUCUUUACUUGUAGUUGCAAGAGAGUGGAGAAAAGUUAUUAAAUCGCACCAAACUUUCACUUGAUGGACUGUUCAGAAAAUUUUUUCCAGGAAAACGUUUCAAAGGUAAUAGCUCAUACAAUGUGUUUUUUACCGAAUGGUUGAUUUUUUUUCAUUGAAUAAUUGUAUCCCCCUGUCCACUAGACAAAUUAAAUACAAUGUAAAUGUUAAUUAUCAUUGUGAUGUUAAUUUUUCUAUACUAGUAAUAACCAAAGAAUAAUUGCAAUUUGCCCCAAUGCUGUGUGUUUCACCCUGAUGGAUAGUCAAAACACGCAUGAUCAGAUUACUAGUGAUGGAAGGUCCAAGUGUGUGUGAUCAAAUUGCAUUCUCUGCAUUCCAUUCAUUCUUAGUGGAAGCCCAAAUGAAUCCUGUCUACAUACAUGUGGCGCAUGCGUAAUAACAACCUGGAGAUUAGGAUUGCGGGCAUCUCUUGCCACCCGCAAUUUUAUUGUUAGGAAGUGGGUAAUAGCCUAAUCUUAACUUUUGUCAUGUUUUUAAUAUAACCAUUGUAUUUUGCUAUUGUAGACAGACAUAGAGCUAUGGGUGAUGUGGAUGCAAUGGUGGAUAUUUUUACCCACACACCAUUAAAGAAACUGCUACAUAAUAUGAAGUACUCAUCAACAAAAGACAGGUUUGUGCCAUUUAGAUAAGACCUUUUAAAUUCUUUUUUCUUCAAAUAUUUUAGAUUCAAAUUCUUCAGCAAGUGAGCUAUCCAUGACCGAGAUUCUGAAACCUAGACUAGAGGCUGAACCCACCCAAUAGCUGAUCAUCAAGGGUUUUAUUUUGAUCUUGAAGUCUAGAUAAUCUUCUGUACAUCUGUGUGUAUGAGUACAUAUCCUCGUCAUGACAAGUCUUACAGCUGCAGGUGUCUGCUCUUUGGAAGGGUGGAUAAAUGUCAAGCACUUCAAGGACUCAAACUAUUGAAAACUAACAGAAACCAAGACAAGGAGGUUUUCUUUGGUGGAAAAUAUCCAUUUUAUUACAAUCUAUUGAACAUUCUUGUGCCACUGUACUAUUUUUCACGUUCACUAUUGUAUAAGGACAAAUUAUUGAUUUCUUGUUGUUGUGUGUUUAUUUGAAAAUCAAAUGUCACUAUGUACUAAGGUACAUGAUUUCCCUUUUGUUUUCAAUUGUAGAUUAGAGUAUUACAUUUCGCAGAGUGGCUUGAAACAGCAACAAGCAAUUUUAGAAGGUUAGUGAUCAUGCAGAUCAGGUGUUUAAUUUUUUGUGCAUGAAUUGUUGUCAUAACGGUCGGAACACACUGAUUCACAAGUUGCAGCAACACGUCGCGGCACCAGAGCACUCUUUGCAGUUCAGGCGACACGUCACAACAACAAUUAAUUGCUUUGUGGGUACUGCUCCCAGGGGUAGGGGCAUUGUGAUUUGUCUGAGUCAUUUAUUUAAUAUUUCGCUAGCCAAUUACACCAUUCGUUCUCAGAUCUUCGUGGGGCUGCCUUAUGUUAUCAGUUGUAACAAUACCGUAAAAGUUUCAAUUGAUUUUUCAUUUUCUUCGUAAUUUUUUAACACUUUUUAAUCUUUAUAUGGAAGUAGAUCAUCGCAGUUAUAGACGCAACUUUUGCAGUUGCGAAAAGAAAGCCUUAAAAAAUUCAGGCUUGUACGGGACUCGAACCCUUGACCUCUGCUAUACCGGUGCAGCGCACCGGUGUAUCACAGUUUCUGUAUCGCAGAGGUCAAGGGUUCGAAUUCUGUACAUGCCUGAAUUUUUUUCAGGCUUUCUUUUCGCAACUGCAAAAGUUGCUUCUAUAACUGCGAUGAUCUACUUUCAUGUAAUUCAUAACUUCGCUUUUUAAUCUUCUCGUCCCUUUUGUUCUGCCUUAGAGAAUUUUUGUAAGCUGGAUGCAUGUAGCAAGAACAUGGCGAUCAAGAGGUUGCUGAAAGAGGGGGUUACAUAUAACUCUCUGAGAACAAUCUUUGAAGAGUGCUGCUCCUUCUUAGAUUUUUAUGAAACUAUGAAAAGUUAUGGAAUUGAACGCAAAGUGGCUAAAGUCAUGGCCUUGCACUUUAGCGGGAAAGGAUUUCACAACCAGGGAGCUAAAACAUAUUCAAAGCUGCAUGAAGCGAAAACUACUGCAGACGAGUCGACAGAAGAUCAAAGUAGUGGAGAUCAUUCCGUGCAGCAAAAGAACUCGGAAUGUGUACAGCAAGUAAAGUUGGCUACUGAAGAAAGUCGGCCUGAAUCUAAAUCGUGUGACCAGGAUGCGGGGGGUGGCGAAGAUUGGGAAAGAGAAGCAGCUACUGCAAAGCGUCAGAACUUUACUCUGAAAUGCACUACCUCCACUCCUCUGAGUCUUAUGAAUGAAGAUUUUUCAUCCACUUCACCAGGAAGAACGGCGAGAAAACCGAGUCCGAAAGAAAGACGGCAAAAACCAUCUGCAAAUACUGGUUCCAAGGUUACGCAUUCUCCUUCUGAAGCAAGUGAGUGUCGAAAAUCUGAUAGCAUUGGCAAGAGGCCUCAAAGUAAUGUCGCAGAAGCCGAAGUUAGGGCAAGACCAUCUGCUCCAAAGUCAAGGACGGAGUCCAGGGAGAAGAGGCGUGAGGCAUUUAACAAACCUGUAAAAAGUAACAAAAGGGACCCCAGAGCUAAGCGAGAGACUGUAGACUUGUCCCAGGAAAGCACAAAGGAGUUAAUGAAGGGGAAGAAAACAAAAUCAAAAGAUAGACCUAAGGAAACUCCAGGUGAAAAGAAAACUAAACCAGUUGUUAGUGACAUUUCUUCAAAUGAUUAUGAAGCAGUAGCCGAGAUCAAACAGAAAUCCCAAGGCCCAUCUUGUGAUCCGAGUCCAUCCUCAGAUCAAGGUUCAACUGUGAAGUUGGAUGAAGAGUCACAUCCGACAGUCGUCUCCAGCCUUGACAAUGAUAGCUCCGAGAAAAGGGACGGACAAAAUUUCACCCGUAUUUUUGUGGGUGACAUCGCUAUUCUUGUUCCGGUUGACGACAGUGAAGUUUGUGAUUCUCUCACAAAUGAAUUACGUGACACUAAUUCGGAUAGGCAAGGCGAGCUCGAAGAAACUAGUGUUGCUGACAAUGUUAGGAGCGGGGAUGCAUCCUCCGUAUGCUCAGAAUCGUUAACUGUUGCUGUGAAACCUGUACAAAUGGAAACUACGAUUCUUUAUGAAUCUAGUUCAACUUCGCCACCAUCACCUCACAGAACUCUCUCAGCUCGCCAUGAAGACGUAGCCCAUCUUGACAGUAUUCCCCAGCAUACUGAAGUGGUUGAUAAGGAGCAAGAUCACAGUUCCAAGUGUGAGGAGACUCUUGUACUGGCUUCAGGCAUUGACGGUAGUCAUAGCCAGAUGGAAUCUGAAUUUAAAACAGUAGCAUCAAGCGAAAGGAAUUGUUCUAAAGGCUCCAGUGAAGAGGCCGGGGUAUGCGGCGACGACAAAAGCGACAUUACUGAUAAGACCACCGCAAAUAGUAACGAGGCCGUGUUUGCCAUAGAGGAAACCAACAACCAAAAUGAAACGAAUGAUUCAAGUGUGAGCGUUGCUACUGUCCAAGUUCAAGCACUCCAAGUGGAGAUUGAGGCAAAUCACCCAGAGUCGGUGACUGAGGAGAAUGGCUGCAAAAGUGGUCCGUACAAAGAGCUGGAACAAACGCCACUUGCUUCCUUGUCGGAAGAUUCCUUAGACCAGGUGUCGUCUGGACGAUUUGUGAUGAGUGAAGGAUUUGCUUGUCAGGACAUGAAUACAGAUGAAGUGGACGAAAAUCGUCGUGAUCUACAGGCUGAACUUUCAUCAGAUACCAGUAGUACAAGUGAUGAGUCUUCAGUGGAUACAUUUUCACGUCAACCUCCACUCGGUGCAGAGCGAGGGUUUACACCCGACACAGUGCAACAGUAUCCUCAUCAAACAGCGUGGGUCGAGAGCAUGAAUGAAGGAGUACAUGCGAUGCCUUAUGCUGCAGGGGUGAAUUAUCCACAGGGAUCUUUUCCACCUUAUGCUAACCCGUAUGGAACAUUUUAUCAAACACAACAGGCCCUUUCUCUUUUCAAGCCUUAUUUCCCAUCAUUUGGCUACCCCAAUCAGAUUCGACCCAUGGUUUCACCCCACGUUUUGCAGCCCCAGUCUCAGAUAUUCCUGCCACCAUACCAUCAGUACAGAAGUCAAGUGAUGAUGCCUGGUGCAGUCCAGAAAGUUACUGGAUUUCCUUCAGCCGCUGUGCAGCCAUCGCAGUUUCGACCACAGGUUUACCAGGUUUUGCAAGGACCCACUGGUUACGCGUACCCUCCUGUGCCAUUCUACGGUAAUCCCAGCCAGCAAGCUCAAGAAUCGGCCAGUGUGCUGUUUGACGCUGAAAGUACGCAACCUCAACAUAUUCUGACCCACUCGUCCCAAACGCCUGAGUUCGCAAGCCCAGCAAUGAGUGAGCAGAAAGAGGAAUCUGGUUCUGAGUUAUCGUCUUCUACCUCCAGCGGUAGUCCAUUCGAAAUAAUCACUUUACCUGCGAGCGAUUCCUUUCGUCCAUUGUGCGACUACUCCACCCAGCGUGAAGAAUCGUUUUCUGGACAAUUGGAACCUGAGUUUGAGAACUCACUGUUAGUGGCAAACGAAGGCAGUAAUGUUGCUCAGGUCGUGAACUCAGGUGUCAGUGAGAUGGCUAACGAUAAUGAUAAAUACCUGGACAAUACUAAAGACUCGGGUUAUUUAAAACAAUCCAAGGAGUAUUCGAGCCAGCCUCUGCCUCAAGAUAAAAUGGACUCUGUCCAUAAGCAGAUCACUAUCUUGUCCCGAGAUGAGAGUAUAGUGGCUAUGGAAAAACGGCUUUCACCUGAUGGGAGCUGCGUGGACACUGGUGGUGUAGAUUUUGUAAGCGACACCAUUUUUGUACACAAAAUGGGAAACGGUUUGGAAGAAAAGACAGCGUGUCAAAGAACUUUGCAAGACCAAUCACAAAACAACGGUGAUUGUAGGCCAAGUAGUGAAUCAGCAAAACCCAAAUGUCCAUCUCCAAAGCCCCAGCGGAUCAAAGAAAACCUUAGUAGAAGGAACAAACCUGCAAUGUCCCAACCAGUUUCUGGCCAAAAGGCUGGUGGAGGUUCAAGUGAUAUCAUGUCCGUUUCUGAUCCGGCGUCAGUUAGACAGUCAUUACCACCAAAAACACUUGAUCAACAUAGAAGUGAAUCCGCUGUAACGUACGGUAAAAAGACCAAAACAACUCGCAGUCCCAAAACUGUGAGGUUCUCAAAUGAAUCCACUGAACAUGAAUCGACGAAUGGUAUUUCCCGUGCUACCAAUGAUGAUAAUACCCAGUCCUCGUGUCGAGGCCAAAGGACGGAACCUUUUAGAAUGGAUGAACGUGAUGCUAGUAGGCUGUUAGAGGGCAGAUCACAAAGGCAUACAAAAGAAAGAACUCUUGGCACAGAGUCAACACCGGUCUAUGCCAAGAGAAACUCCAGAAAAAGAAUUAAUAACAGAAUGAGGAGACCAUACGGCGAGAGAAACAGACCACCAAAACAUCCUCCAAGUGCAGUGAAAGCAGAAACGGAUGCUAAAAUAGACCCGAAUAACAACAGAGGAUAGAGGGAGGUCUUGUACUAAGAAGUUACUUAGCCUUUUUACUGCCAAUGUUUUGAGACUGAGUACCGACGUAACUAAUGGAAAGUACUUUUGUUGGGGUUCAAUUGAAUAGGAAACCUUGUACAGCUUAGCAAACAGUACCACAGUCAGGUACGGCUAAGUUGCUUUCAUAUGAGUGGUCACCCUUUAGGAUUUCAUCCCUCAAUCACCGCGCCAGCAAACAAGGAGUGCCACAGAAAUGUACCGCACAGUAGCUUUCAUUUGAAUAGUUACUCCAUUGGACAUCACUCAUAGAUUUAAAUGUGAGAUUUUCCUUUCAUGUCGCUUUAACUGACUGUGGCAGUUGAAGGUUUAAACUGUACCCUUAGGAA